AUGUCUGCCGCGACCCCCGCACCCGCCGCUUCCACCACCGAACAGCAGAGACAGGCGUACCUCAGAGACGUCCACCAGGCCGCCGACAGGGUCAAGCAGCACGUGCAGACGCUGCACUCGCCGCAGCUGGCCCAGCAGCAGCCCGUGUUCGAGAGACGCGCUCUGAACCAGGCGCCCCCCAUGCUCGCGCAGAAUGCGAUGACCGGGUCUGGGUCCACCCUCGAGAUGUGGGAGGAGGGCGUGGAGAAGAGACUCGACGACAUCGACAGGAAGCUUGGCGGGUCUGACCUGUCGGAUAUGUUUGCCAAGGGGAAAGUGGAGGACAUGGAUUUCUGA
Huiozyma naganishii CBS 8797 is the source of this 336-nucleotide messenger RNA. It is a transcript of the gene SML1, whose product is annotated as ribonucleotide reductase inhibiting protein SML1. The coding region runs from base 1 to 336 and encodes 111 amino acids. The record is from RefSeq and is a predicted model, not a curated record. The transcript has a single exon. Lineage: Eukaryota; Fungi; Ascomycota; Saccharomycetes; Saccharomycetales; Saccharomycetaceae.